ACCAAAAUGUCAGCGCCCUUGAUUUUAGAGCUUAAUCUAAAUUUUACAAUAAAAUCACUGACUACUGUAAAUGUAUGAUAUAAUAGCUGAUUUGAGUAGUGCCUCAUUAUGAACAAACUAAUAAUACAACGUUCUAUUUUGAGGAUUUGGACAUUCAGCGUCCAGAAUCAAUGCAAACGGACUUUGAACAUCAAAAAUUUUCCGAAUGGUGUUGACUUCAAUGUUCAGUAUAUUGAUACAUCUCCAGGGCGCCUUGAUCUGCCUGUAGCCCUAGCAAUCCAUGGAGCACCGGGGACACACAAGGACUUUCUUCCAAUUGUUGAUCAGCUGGCUGAGAGAGGAUACCGGGUUAUUAUCCCUAACUUUCCAGGCUAUGGGCUUACAACUGGCCAUUACGAUAUGGAUGAACAGGUGUUUAGUCAUUCUGUUACAGAGCGGUUGUUAUUUAUUGCUGAUUUUGUGGCACUUUUGGGAGUUUUCAAAAUUGACCUGGUGCUAGGGCAUGGAAUGGGAACUCAUGUAGCAUCAGGAUUCUGCGCACGUCAUCCUGGGGUCAGAUCAGCCUUAUUUCUCGCACCAGCCCCUCAUGAACUACACAGGGGACUCCCUCCAUCUAUUAUGAUGCGUUUCUUUGCACGUAAGUGGCAGGCCAAGAGUUACAUUAUUAAGCCUUUCUUAUGGUUGAUGUUCACCUUCAUGCAUGCAUGGUUACGCUAUGAGCCAACAUCACACCGUGCAAAACAUAUCGGAAAUAUGGUGCUUUCAGGGAAUGGAACGCACUAUCCAGAUAUCAUCAGCUUCGCGCUCGAGAUGGAAAUAAAGCAGCUCCCCCUAGUGAGCAUUACAAGUGAGGAUGACUUAUUAGUGAUGCAAUCGCAGUUAACCAAAUACCAUGAUCUGCUGGGUAUUAAGGCUGAUGCUAGAGAGGAAUACGAUAAAGAUGGCGUUUGUUUGAAAUCAGUUGUUCCUAGUGAAAAUACACCUCACCAUGCCAAGAGUAUAUUGCUGCAAAACGGUACAUCAUUUCCGCAGAAAACAUACACAGACUUAGUUAUAAAAGAAGCUUUAGAACUGUUAGAAAAGUCUAAGAAUUAUCAACCCCCUAACAGUAACAUUGAUAGCUGAUGCUAGCUUCCUUUAGGAAUUUAUUGAAAUAUUCAGAUUUUUAUGGGUUCAAUAUAGAGGAUAUUACAUGGAGGCCAUCAGACUGUAUCAAAGAGACGUUAUCUUACAGAUGUUUUGGUCAUGCAGAUGUUUUGGUCAUACACAUGUUGUUCCAACAAAUGAUUGGAAACUAUAAGCAAACAUUUUUGUGGACAGUGUGCGGCGUCUGUUACAAAUGGCAGGUGGUGACAUUUUGCAUGUUAAUGCCUUGUUUUAGUAUAUGCUAGUCACAAUAUUUACCAUAUAAAUUCUUGUAAUAAGGUAUCUAGU
This is a messenger RNA of Owenia fusiformis, 1434 nucleotides long. NCBI's taxonomy places the organism in Eukaryota, Metazoa, Annelida, Polychaeta, Sabellida, Oweniidae. The record is from the annotation of a GenBank genome assembly.